UUUACUUUUAACUGGUCUAAGCUUUUCUCCCUCCUAUUUUUUUUUGUGGCGUCCUCCCUUCGUAUUUUUUUGUGUGUGUGGAGUUUUAAGUCCUGCAUAGUACAGUAUAGGAAGAGGGGUGGUGGUGAGGGGGAGUGACUGCUGCCCGGUGUGUGAUUGCUGCAGGGGAAGCCAGAUUGAGCAGCAGUGACGUGAUCAUUGCCUUGGAAAGAGGAGCCUGCCUGGGGGACUCCAUUAGUGCUGGGCUCAGGCUGCAAAGGGAAUAAAAGGGAGGGUAUCUUGAUUUUAAUCCUUAUUUUGCCCCCUGGCAACCUCAUUGCAAGAAGAGGGGAGGGAGAAGGAAAGGGACGAUGGCUCUGGAUGGUAUAAGGAUGCCAGAUGGCUGCUAUGCGGAUGGAACUUGGGAGUUAAAUGUCCAUGUGACUGACAUGAACCGGGAUGUCACCCUAAGAGUUACAGGGGAGGUGCACAUUGGAGGGGUGAUGUUGAAACUGGUGGAAAAACUGGAUGUGAAGAAAGAUUGGUCAGACCAUGCGCUAUGGUGGGAAAAGAAAAGAACCUGGCUUCUGAAAACACAUUGGACCCUGGACAAAUAUGGCAUACAGGCAGAUGCCAGGUUACAGUUUACCCCUCAACACAAACUGCUCCGGUUGCAGCUUCCAAAUAUGAAAUAUGUGAAGGUGAAAGUAAACUUCUCAGACAAGGUCUUCAAAGCGGUCUCUGAUAUCUGCAAGACAUUCAAUAUCAGACACCCAGAAGAGCUUUCACUGAUCCGAAAACCAAGAGAUCCUACCAAGAAAAAAAAGAAAAAAAUUGAAGAUCAAUGUGAAGAUAACAUUCUGGAACUUGAUGGUCCCUUGCUGACACCAGGAUCCGGCACUGAUGUUCUUUACAUCGGCCCAGUAAAAGGAAGUAUUUAUUCGAGUCCUGGUCUGUAUAGUAAAACCAUGACACCUACAUAUGACUCUCGAGAUGGAAGCCCCCUGUCGCCCACAUCAGCUUGGUUUGGAGACAGUGCUUUAUCAGAAGGAAACCCUGGAAUACUUGCUGUCAGCCAGCCAAUAACCUCGCCAGAUGUUUUAGCCAAAAUGUACAAGCCACAGUCUCUUCUUGACAAAGCCAAAAUAAAUCAAGGAUGGUUGGAUUCCUCAAGAUCUCUUAUGGAACAAGAUGUAAAAGAUAAUGAGGCCUUACUACUUAGAUUUAAGUACUACAGCUUUUUUGAUUUGAAUCCAAAGUACGAUGCCAUCAGAAUCAACCAACUGUAUGAACAAGCUAAAUGGGCGAUUCUCCUAGAGGAAAUUGAGUGCACGGAAGAAGAAAUGAUGAUGUUUGCUGCUUUGCAGUACCAUAUAAACAAGUUAUCCCUCAUGUCAUCCGAAAUUCACUUUAAUAACAGUGACAAAGAGGUUGACGAGGUUGAUGCUGCAUUAUCAGACUUGGAGAUCACUCUCGAAGGUGGAAAAACCUCAACCAUACUGGGUGACAUCACCUCCAUUCCUGAACUUACAGACUAUCUGAAAGUUUUUAAACCAAAGAAACUGACUCUUAAAGGCUACAAACAAUUUUGGUGUACUUUCAAAGAUACAUCGAUAUCCUGCUAUAAAAGUAAGGAAGAAUCUAACGGGACACCUGCACAACAAAUGAAUUUGCGGGGCUGUGAAGUUACCCCAGAUGUUAACAUAUCUGGUCAGAAGUUUAACAUUAAGCUCCUCAUACCAGUUGCAGAGGGAAUGAAUGAGAUCUGGCUCCGCUGUGACAAUGAGAAGCAGUACGCACAUUGGAUGGCCGCAUGUAGACUAGCAUCAAAAGGCAAGACCAUGGCAGACAGCUCAUACAACUUGGAGGUUCAGAACAUUUUGUCAUUCCUAAAAAUGCAGCAUUUAAACCCGGAUCCGCAAUUAAUUCCUGACCAAAUCAACUCUGACAUUAAUCCCGAAUGUGUUGUCUCUCCUCGCUAUCUAAAGAAAUAUAAAAACAAGCAGCCAGGCUUUGUAAGAGACUUGAUCACAGCUAGGAUUUUGGAAGCUCACCAGAAUGUGGCACAGAUGAGUCUUAUUGAAGCAAAAAUGAGAUUUAUUCAGGCCUGGCAAUCUCUGCCUGAAUUCGGUAUAACUCAUUUUAUUGCUAGAUUUCAAGGAGGCAAAAAAGAAGAACUCAUUGGAAUUGCUUAUAACAGACUAAUCAGAAUGGAUGCAAGCACUGGAGAUGCAAUCAAGACAUGGCGGUUCAGCAACAUGAAGCAGUGGAAUGUCAACUGGGAAAUAAAAAUGGUGACUGUAGAGUUUGCAGAUGAGAUGAGGUUGUCCUUCAUCUGUACAGAAGUUGACUGCAAAGUAGUUCAUGAAUUUAUUGGAGGCUACAUCUUCCUAUCUACACGUGCAAAGGACCAGAACGAGAGUCUUGAUGAAGAAAUGUUCUUCAAACUCACUAGUGGCUGGGUCUGAAUCUUUCUGGCUCGUCACCAAUGUGAUAUCAAUUUUCAAGAGCUAUUUUUUUAAAGUAUGCUGCUUUAAAUGGAGAAGUAAAGUAAGCUUGAAAUGUAUCCACUCUACAAAAAAAUGCAUUUAAAACGAUGUGUGCACUAAGGAGCACUUCCAUUAUUACAUUAUAUGUAGCAAGUUCUGCUGAUUAUCAAACUGAAAUGGCUGCAAUUUAAGGACUAUUCAGCUAUUUGCUGCCAAUAAUCUGCAGUGUCUUGGAUACCCUUUAGUAGUGGAAGGGUUAACCUUAAGCUAAGGACAGUGCAGAACGUAAGCCAUUACUACAAUUACCCAGGGCUUAAUGAAAUCUAUUUAUCAGGUGUAAUGCAUGAAUUUUUAUAUUUUAAUUUCUAAUAUUGACCUGGGUUUUUUUAACUCUCUCAUGCCUUUUUGAAGGGUUUUAAUCUGUACAACACAUCAGGUUGACCUGUAAUCUUCUACUUUGUUAAAACUCUAGUGGCCUUCAAUGAAAUCUGUUGUACUUAUUGCAUAAUAAUCCCUUUUAGCUUAUGUUCUGUGUACAUUGCACCGUAUAGUAUUAAAAUAUAGUAUUCACCAGCAUACUCACUUCAGAUAUGCAGCAUUUCGUUAAAAUAUGAAGUAAAGGUCUAUAUGAAGUAUACAGUUUUGUGUAACUUAUGUACAAAACACAAAUUUUAUAAGAUUGUACAGUUUUGUUUUUUUUGUUUAAUUCUACUCACAUUUGCUUUAUAUCUAGUAUAUUGCCAUUUAAGUACUAUGCUUUUGAUGAAUGUUUGUUUUUAAUGUUAUAGGGAAUUUCACUACAAUAUUUCUUAUGAUAAUACCCUUAUGUUAGUUGUUACAUUCAGGGUACCUGAGUGAGAACAGCCCAGGCUGUUAUCCCAGGACUGAAAAAUUGUCAGCAGUACCAUCCUUUAGUAUAACAAGUGCCCUUAUGAAAUGAGGGGGACAGACCUUGCCAAUAAAUAUUCCUUUUUUUUUUUUCUCUAAGCUUUUUAAUGUAUAUUCUUCUUAGAUGAUGGUGCAACUCAAACACUAUGGGACUGAUUGCAAAUCUUUAUUAUAAUAUAUAUAUAUAUAUAUAUAUAUAUAUAUAUAUAUAUAUAUAUAUAUAUAUAUAUAUAUAUAUAUAUAUAUAUAUAUAUAUAUAUAUAUAUAUACACAUGCAUACAUACAUACAUACAUACAUACAUGUAUGUAUUUUACAGUGCACUACAAACUUUUCAAAAGGUCAAAGUAGUGGAUAAGGCCAAAUUCCACAGUCAAAAUUAGUUAUUCAAUAAUUUAUCUUGUGUUUAAUCAGCACUGUAAAAUAGCCUACAAAACCAGAGUGCUUAACAGAAGUACUUUGCUUAGAAGGGCCUUUGCUGACUUAGGCUAUAUUUUUUGUUUGUGUUGGUUAGUUAAUUGGUUUUAAGUUAACAAAGUUUAAUGUUUUUUCUUCUCCAGUGACAAUCUUUUCCAGUUGCAAAGUUAUAAAAAAAAUUAUUUAAAUAGUUGAAUUUGGGACAUUUUUUCUCACUGGGAAUAAAACAAGUCUAUCACCUUAAUUAAAUAUUGGUUGGAAACAUUUUUUUUUUUUUUUAUGGGAAAAUGUAAAUGUGUGCAUAUUAGAGUAUUUUGUCACCUCCAGUUUUCAACUAACCUAAAAGGAUUAGAAUAUUACUAUUAUUGAGGUAAUAAAUGGUUUGAUUGUGACUGAAACAGGAAAUUCUUUAGUAUUCAGAAUGUGUUGGGUACUUGAGGUAUGGAGUUGAUGAACACUUCAGCUGACCAAAAUUGCACAACUUUAACCAUUUUGAUACACCCUAAUCACACUUACCAAUGAAGACUGGCCAUUUUAAAGAAGGGCAAGCAGAACCACAAACAGUAAACACCAUCUUUUCUAGUUGAUAUGACUCCUCCACUACCUGCUAUAUAUUUUAUUUUAUAUUUGAUCUUUUUCUUUUCUUUUUUUUUAUUAUGUGCUUCAGACAGAAUGUACUGUUCUUCAUAACCCUUCAGGCUUUGUUUUGUGGUUUCCUGACUAGGCUGUUGGGGCAAAUAUAUUUUCCCACAUUGGCUCCGAUGUGCCAAGAAAUUAGCAUUGCGUGCUUCAGCGUGAAUGAAGUCUAUGUAUGAGUCAGUGCCGAUUUUAGUGUAUACUUAAAUGCAUCAUUCAUGUGGCAUAAUUUCUGCAUUUCUAUUAGUGUCCUGUUUGUUUGUAUAUGCAGAUCAUAUUUUUAAAGGGUUAGUGUAGACCAGGAGACUUUUACCUUCAAGGCAGCUUUUUUACUAUUAAUUUGUGAGAAUGUGUUUAGUGUUUAAUGUACUGUGUUGAGCAAGUACUUUUAUGCAUCUUUUUAUUCUCCGUUUGUCCUGGUGGCUUUCCUGUUGUAAGAUGGAUGGCUGCUGUUCAGUUUCUCUCUUCAGAGCCUUGGGUAAGAGCAUAUGUUUAUCUCACAUUUUCUUUUGAAGAAGAAAAGCUUUGUGGAACUCAUUGGUAGCCUCCAUGUCUGCCUCUCAUUAGACCCCUAUUGACAUCCACAAAUUAUUUUAAAGUUACAAAUGCUGCUCAUAUGUGGUCACUAUGAAUUCUUGUUGAUACAUAUGUCUAUGUAGUUCCUGUAUUGAACUCCUGUUUGGAGUUAAUGUGCCCCAAGUACAACUUGUCUUUUUGAUAAACAAUGUUUAGAGGGAUUAUGAGUUAUCUGAGUGUGACGAGUCUAUCCUCUCUUCAUAUCCUUUGAAAUAAAUGAUAGCAUCCCUAUUGCUAAAAGGUAUAUUUAAUUUUAUUUAUCUAUGCUCAACAUAUUAUUCAGCCUGUAAAUGAUGUCCUUCAUAUAAAUGAGCUAGUUUAUUUUACCUCCGCUCCAUGCGAUUUACAAUAUGCAUCUGAUCAGUGGCCUGAACCUUCUAUUUCUCCUGCUUUUUAAUUAAUUGGAAGUUCAGGACCAUUUAUUAGUUCCUGACAAGUUGAUUCUUGACUCUGUUCCACCUUUUUAUUAAAUGUAUAGCUCAUCAACCUAAAGUUGAUUCUUUUAUUUGGUGAAAAAUAACUAUUCUAUGCCCAGAAAAAAAAGUGGAAGUGACUCUGAUAACAUAGACUAGGUCAUUGAUUUUCAAACAGAAUUUGUCUUGGUCAACUUGAAGAUGGAUGUCCUUGAAAUCAUAUGGGCAAGUCCCUUGCAGAACACAACUACAAACAGCUUUUUUUUAGCUGAACCUACAUUAAAAUAAAUACAAUUUAAUUCUAAAUAUGUGUUUGCUACUCAAUACUUCAGCUUGGAAGACCUUUCUACAAUCACUGCAGACAUCAGUUUAAAGGAAAUAUUUUUGACUUGGAAUUUAGGCACUGUUCAAAAAGCAUACUAGCCUUGAAUGACAUGAUUUUUCAAACACUCAAAAUUAUAUCAACAGAAAAUUAAAUUCAAUAUUCUUUGCUCCUUUUGGUAGCAUGUUUAUUAUAUAAUGGCAGAUGAGAAUAAUUUCCUGGAUAAAGAAAAUCUUGAAACAGGAAGGUGUAGACUUUUCUCUAAUGAUGUUAGUGCAAUAGUAAAGGUGUCCAGAUAUCUCCAGCAGGGGCUUUCCUGUGGUGGAUGGAUUUUGUCUGCAUUUUAGAUUAUUGCGUUCAAUAUUAUAAUUUAUUAAAAUAAUGUUCAGCCAAUAGUUUUUUUUAUUAGAUCCUAGUCUGUUUUUAUGAAUGAAUUGAAAGAUAAUGUUCUACUGCUGUUUGUUUUUUGUUGUUUUUUUCUUUCUUUCUGGUUCCCAAGAAAUAUUAUCAGUAGCCUGUGUUUAUCCAUUGGACAGACACACAGACAACUAUUCUAUUAAGGCUUUUUUUUAUUCUGAUUAACCAUAGCUUAAGAGGUUACAAAAUAUGUCCUUCCUCAUUUAUCCGGACAAAAGCUAAAAAAUGGGAAUAUUCUUUAAACCAUGGAUGUAGUUUGACAAAUUACCUGGAGAUAUUGCAAAGGAAGUCUGCAAACAGACUGAUUUGCCUCUUAUUUGUUCAUUUUAACUUGUUCACUAAUAAAGAUGCCUAUUCUGCAGUGACUAAAAGCACAUUCUACAAGGGGGGGGGGGGCAACAGCUCUUAGGUAACUCAAGCAGUUAUCUCCUCUUUUGUGGACCUAUAAAAGGCAGCACAGUAGAAUUCUUCUAGUUUUGUUUUUGAAUUACUGUACAUUUAGAUGUCCAUGCCUUUGACCAAGUUUGUCAGAUACGUUCUCCAUUCUGCAUUUGCUUCUAAAUUAAAGCAUUCUUGUUUUCAACAUAAUAGUAUGAGUUUGAAGUUGAUCAUUUUUUUAAUCUUAAUUAGUAUGCUUUUAUUUUAGUGAGCCAUGAUAGACUUAAAAUUAAAUCAUGCUUUCCUUAAUACUUUUCCAAAUCUUGGCUCCGUUCCAUACGAAACACUUGCCAAGGUUCCUUCCCUUUCGAUAACUGCUUUUUAACAAAGAUGAUAUAUAGAAGAAUUGGUAGGCUUCUUAUACCCAACUGAAAAGUUUGGAUUACUGGCUUUAGGUUUCUGUCCAGACCUUUUUUGAAAGAGGCCAAUCUUCACUAAUGAGUGUUACUAUUGGAACUGAGGUUAUAUAUGAAAAUGGUGAGUAUUUUUAAUUUACAUUUAUUUUGUCCAUUACAAGUCUGUGUUUUUACCAGUAUGCUAACACAAAUCAUAGAUUCUUAUGAGAUCUCCAAUGAUGAAUUCACAGGAGCAAUUUUAAAACCUUUUAUGCAUUUUAUGCUCUUUUAAAUGCAUAACCAAAAGUUUAGAUUUCCAUGCUCCUUUUAGUAUAACUCCGUUGCUGCAUAGAAGAUUUUCACUUACAACAAAGAGUUUAAAGUAUUGUUAAAACUUAUGUUACAUUUUAAAGUAUGUAUAAAUGCUUUUUAUUUUAAAUAAAUAAAAGAUAACCCUUUAUUUAA
Messenger RNA from Bombina bombina (fire-bellied toad), 7373 nucleotides. RefSeq names its product FERM domain containing kindlin 2 (gene FERMT2). The record is from RefSeq and is a predicted model, not a curated record. Gene Ontology annotation, molecular function: integrin binding. Gene Ontology annotation, biological process: integrin-mediated signaling pathway; cell-matrix adhesion. Gene Ontology annotation, cellular component: extrinsic component of cytoplasmic side of plasma membrane; focal adhesion. The transcript has 17 exons. The coding region runs from base 351 to 2447 and encodes 698 amino acids. Lineage: Eukaryota; Metazoa; Chordata; Amphibia; Anura; Bombinatoridae.